AUGAUAAACAAUUUUGAAUCCGAAGUCCAAUUUAAGGAAUUGUACGUGGGCAACCUACCUUAUCUUGCAAAUGCCCAGAACGUUACUUCAAUAAUAGAAUCGGUUUUCUUGAGACGUGGUAGAUGCGUUGAAGUCCUCCGGUGUGAAUUAAAACAAGAAAAUUCCUUAAAAAAUAAAGGAUAUGGUUUCAUUUUAUUGAAAUCAGAGGAUGCAAACGAGCUACUUAGUAUUUUAAAAUUUACACAGAUUAAGUACCUUGGGAGAACAUUAGAUAUAAAGAGUGCACGAAACAAACGAAACAGAAAGGUGAAAAUAGAUGAUUCUCCUAAAGAUGAAUUCGUGUUUCAGGUUGCGAAUUUAGAAAUGGGAAACUGGGCCGGUCAACCACAGAGUAAGGAGGAUAAAAAAAAGAAAAGAGGAAAAAAAAAGCAUCAGACAACAGAGAGAUGGUUGUUCACAAAGGAUUGGGAGUAUCCUGAUGAAUUUUUAAAACCUCGGUUAAUUAUUUCGGGAAACGCAUUUCUUUUAGAAGGAUUUUCAACCUGUGAUGGUGAUAAGAGACGUGUUCAAAUACCUUUUCGCAUGUUAGACGGUAGGAAAGGUGUUAUAUUUGAUCCACGGGAAAAUACUCUUUCCGUUUACCUCUCGAUAAAACACCCGCCCCGCCUUUAUCAAAAAACGGACAAUUCUAUGUUAAACAAACCACGCUCAAGGUUCUUAGUUGUAAGGACUAUGGAAGAAUCGUUUAUAAGAACUAUCGAUUGGACGGGAAACAUAAAUGCAUUCGGAAAGUGUUUAGUGUAUCGUUUAGUGUUCACAAAUAGUAUCGAGGAAAUUAAGAAUUACUUGAAAAAGGGUGCAAUUCCUGGCAUUUCUAGGAACAUCCCUUAUGUCACUAUAGAACAAAAAGAAGUUCCAAUACUCCCUCCCACAUAUUUAGACGAAAUAUUCGAUUCAUUACCAUUUCUCCUGCAAUUCAAGUUGGAAUGUUUAAUUUCGCACGGGAUCAUUACCCCAAAUGAAAUCUAUGAUCGUCGCCUUGGAGAUCAGUUGGCGGAAUUAGUUCGAGAGGGAAAUGAGCAAAUUGCCUGGCAUGCGUUAAAUCAAAUAACAACCCAGCAGUGGGACCCUUCGGACGAUUACUAUAAUAACCAACGUCCCAUAGACAUUUUUAAAAUAGCCGUAAAAAAUUUCCGCGGCAAACAUAAGGGAUGGCAUCCUAACAUAGUAAUGAAGAAUAUUGCUCGAGGCGCUUGGGUAAACCACGCAACAAUUACGCCCACCAAGAUCUAUUUAGAUGGACCUACGUAUGAGCCGUCGAAUCGCAUCCUUCGCCAGUACAAUCGUCACCUCGAUAGAUUCAUGCGCGUUACUUUUUGUGAUGAAGACUUUGAUCGGUUAUUCGUAAAUAUUCAAGAACAUAAAAUAUGUAAGGAGAGAAUAGAAUUUAUAAUGAAUAAUGGAUUUAAGGUUGGGGGAAGACAUUACGAAUUCUUGGCCUUUUCAUCAUCGCAACUUCGAGAGAGUGCCUGCUGGUUUGUCUCACCAUAUGCUUCAGCGGACAGUGAAUUUAAUGCCCACAAAAUCCGUUCUCAAAUGGGUGAUUUUAGUACUAUCAAGUCACCUGCGUUAUAUGCUGCACGCAUGGGGCAAUGCUUUUCAAGCACAAUUGGUACCAUCGAACUCGACAAGAGUCAAGUGAAAGAAAUAGACGAUAUCAAAAGUAAUGAUAAUGAUGUUUUCAGCGACGGGUGCGGAACUAUAUCCAAGAGUCUAGCUAAACGCGUGACUAAAUUUUACUGGGGGUCUUCAAGGAAAGGUGAAGAAGUACCUUCUGUUUUUCAGAUCAGAUUUGGAGGAGUCAAGAGAAAAUUUUGCGAUUCUGAGAUUCAUUUGAAUGAACAAUCGAAUAAGGGUGUGGUCUCGGUGGAUCCAAAUUUACAGGGUGACGUCUUGUGCAUACGCCCAAGUCAAACAAAAUUCGAUGCACCAGUGUCUAGAAAUCUGGAGAUAUGCAAGACAGUCAGGAAUCCCCUGGUCGGUCACCUAAACCGGCAAAUAAUAAUUAUAUUAGAGUCACUUGGUGUUCCAAGUGAUGUAUUCACGGGACUGCAAGAUAGCAUGAGAAAGGAUAUAGAUCUGAUGACGGAAAACGAAGAUAAGGCGCGUGAUGUUGUGAACAGAAGUCUUGGCUCCAGGGAAUGCUCGCACGUAACGAGGACUAUAUUGAGCAUGAUUGAAGAGGGAAUGAUGAGAACGGAGGAACCAUUUCUGAGAGGACUUUUAGAGUGCAAAAGAAUCUUCGCCCUUAAGAGUUUGAGGUAUAAGGCUCGCAUUUUGAUGCCAAAUUCAUUUCUACUUUUUGGGAUUUUGGAUGAGACGGGCACUCUGGAAGCUGGUCAAAUAUUUGUUCAGACAUCGACUAUUGUGUCGAAAAGUCAAACCUUUUCUAAUAUGAACGAGAAGGUAGAAAGGGUACACAAGGUGCAUCAGGGGAAAGCAGACAUACAGAUAGUUACUGCGGUUGAUGUUCCACAACUUUCUCAUCUUUAUAAUUGCGUUGUUUUUAGCCAGAAAGGGGAUAGACCUUUGCCUAACUGCCUGAGCGGCGGAGACUUGGAUGGUGAUGAGUACUUUGUGUGUUUUGAUGAAAGGAUUUUUUUCGAUGGAACCGAAAGGCCAAUGAAUUACAAGGCGCCAGAACGUAAAAUAUUAGAUCGGCCUGUGGAAAUUUCGGACGUUUGUGAAUUUUUUACAGACUUUAUGAUCAACAACCGCUUGGGACAAAUUGCCAAUCUGCACUUGGCAUUUGCGGAUUACGAGGCCGAAGGAGUGCGCAGCGAAAAGUGUUUAGAGCUAGCACAGCAACAUUCGAAGGCCGUAGAUUUUAAUAAAACAGGAGUACCUGUAACCGGAUCACUACCACCUAUACCGCAAUACCCUGAUUUUAUGGAAAAUAAUCAAAAAGACUCGUAUAAAUCCGAGAAGAUUCUCGGAAAACUAUACCGAAGAAUAAAACUCGAACGUCCUGAUAAAGAUCGCCUUCUUAAUUACAAGGUUAAAGGCGGGAUAAAGCCGAUGCGUUAUUUUCGCGUCGAAGGGUUUAGAGAACACGUGGAAGAAGCGGUCAUUCAAAGAAAUGCAUAUAAUUUGGAGAUAAGAACACUAAUGAAAAAAUACGGUGUAAAAACCGAACCAGAAAUAAUCACGUCAAACAUUCUUGGCCUUCGUCGCAUAAAUGGACGAAAAGGACAAGACAUUCGUGAAGAGAUCUCGGCUACAGUCUCAGAAAUUAUAUAUAAUUUCCGAAAAAUUUUUUUAAUGGGAUUAAGGGGAAACGAGGAUGCUGAAGCACCAGAUGAAGAGACCCAUUUCAGUUAUCAUGUUCCAAUACCUAUAAACGAAGAAACUAAGGUGAAGGCGGCAGCAUGGUAUAUGGUUGCCUACGACGAGACAUAUGAUGAAGAGGAUGUCGACUGGAAUGAGAUAAGACUUCUAAGUUUUCCAUGGGUGGUUGCGGACAUUCUUUUAGCGAUUAGAUCUGAAAAUUGGAAUAAGGGUGACAGCGAGGAAUAUAAAAGUGGAGAGGUAGACGUUACAAAUGCCGCCACCGUAAACCCUGGCAUCGAAACUUCGGAUCCUAGUAAAUUGAACCAACCGGGAUCGUUAAGAACGGACAAUAAGAAAAGGCCGAGUGGAAAGAGAUUAAUAUUUAGGCUGGCCAUAUUUUUCGCCAGCUUUGGGGCACUCGCAUUUAUGGCGGGAGCACCCUCUGUGAGUAUAUCUUCUCGAGAGACUACAGCAGAAAUGGUAAAAUUAAAGGCAAACGCCAACUAA
Molecule: messenger RNA, 3837 nt
Organism: Acaulospora colombiana
Lineage: Eukaryota; Fungi; Glomeromycota; Glomeromycetes; Diversisporales; Acaulosporaceae
Source: the annotation of a GenBank genome assembly